AUGGCCUCCGUAUCUUUUGGCGGCACAAACUCGGGUAACCAGGUGGGAAUAAAUCAUGGAACGAUCCAUAUGCCCCCAGAACGAGAGCGACCAGAAACUCCACCCGCUCCUCUAUCGACCGUGCCGUUCCGUCGUGAUCCAGACUAUGUCGAUCGUGGAACGCUGCUCGAUCAGAUAUGUGAAAAGGGGACUAGACCAAGCGCUAGGAUAGCGCUUGUUGGGCUCGGCGGUGUGGGGAAAUCUCAACUUGCGAUCGAACUGUCUUACCGAAUCCGGGAACAAUCGCCCAAGACAUGGGUUUUCUGGAUUCACGCAGGUAGUGCGGCUCGGUUUGAGCAAAAUUGCGGGGAUAUCGCAGACCGAGUCAAGAUCCCUGGACGGAAAGACCCCUCGGCGAAUAUAUUUAAGCUCAUUCACGACUGGCUUGCCGACGAGAGGAAUGGAAAGUGGGUUUUGAUUCUUGAUAACGUCGACGAUAGCCGGUUCCUCCACGAAGUUCCGCCUUCAGGACGACCACUCCUGGAAUACCUCCCAGUUACAGAUAAUGGGUCAACAAUUAUCACAUCUCGAAGUAGAGGUGUUGUCUCUAUCAUAGUGGAAGACGCCGAUAUCAUUCCAAUAGAACCGAUGGAUUCGUCACACGCGACGAUGCUCUUUGAGAAGAAGCUACGAGCGCAAGCAGAGAAGGAAAGCAUCAUUCAGCUCGUCACUACUCUUGACUGUGUACCACUCGCAAUCGUGCAAGCCGCAGGCUAUAUUAAGCAAAGGACCCCUCGUCUUUCAGUACCACAGUAUUUGAAGGAAUUUCAGAAGAGCGAUGGCAAGAAAACAAGUCUACUGAACCAUAACGGGGGACAGCUGCGUCGAGAUAGAGAUGCCAAGAACUCUAUUCUGAUUACCUGGCAACUAUCAUUUGACCACAUACAGCAAUCCCAACCGGCGGCAGCGGGCCUUUUAUCACUCAUGAGUUUUUUCGACCGCCAGGGCAUUCCUGCAGCUUUACUUCAGCAUCAUUUAGCAGAAGGAAGCGACGACAAUGGGGAGAGUGGAACAGAGUCUAGUAUAGAUCAUGAUUUUGAAGAGAAUAUACAGGUUUUAAGAGACUACUCGAUGAUCUCUAUCAGUGUUGAUGGAGCGACCUUCGAAAUGCAUCGGCUAGUACAACUGGCUAUGCGGAAGUUGCUCGAGGUCCACGGACAACUCCAACGGUGGAUGCAGCAAUUCAUCGAGAUACUUUGGUGUGAGUUUCCCAACGGAGAAUUUGAGAAUUGGGCUGUUUGCCAACCGCUCUUUUCACAUAUACAAUCUGCUGUCCUGCAAUCACCGGAUGACGAAGGGAUUUUACCAAAAUGGGCCGACCUGCUGAAUAGAGCAGCUUCAUUUGCGCUCACGAAGGGAAAUGUUCGUGAGAGCGAGGCUCUUGCAGUCUUGGCUAUGCACAUAAGAACAAAAUUGUUCGGUUCACAACACAAGCAUACGAUUGAUAGUCUUGAAAUGGCAGGACGGGCAUAUAUACUUAGCGGUAAAUGGGAGGAUGCAAAAACUUUGCAGCUAGAAGUGAUCAGAUAUCGCAAGCAGGUGCUCGGCACAGAGCAUCCGGAGACACUGGAUAGCAUAAGCAACCUGGCAUCAACCUACCAAUAUCAAGGACAAUGGAAGGAGGCCGAAGAACUCAACGUACAGGUGAUAGAGACCAGCAAACAGGUGCUUGGGCCAGAGCAUCCUGACACUCUGAUAAGCAUAAGCAACCUAGCAUCAACCUACCAAUAUCAAGGACGAUGGAAGGAGGCCGAAGAACUCAUCGUGCAGGUGAUAGAGGCCCGCAAACGGGUACUCGGACCAGAGCAUCCUAGUACUCUGAUGAGCAUAAGCAACCUAGCAUUGACCUACCAGGACCAAGGACAAUGGAAGGAGGCCGAAGAACUCAACGUACAGGUGAUAGAGACCAGCAAGCAGGUGCUCGGACCAGAGCAUCCUGACACUCUGAUAAGCAUAGGCAAUCUAGCCAUGACCUACCAAUAUCAAAGACGAUUGAAGGAGGCCGAAGAACUUGAAGUCCAGGUGAUAGAGGCCCGCAAACGGGUGCUCGGACCAGAGCAUCCCAGCACUCUGAUGAGCAUAAGCAACCUAGCAUUAACCUACCAGGACCAAGGACGAUUAAAGGAGGCCGAAGAACUCAGCGUGCAGGUGAUAGAGGCCCGCAAACAGGUGCUUGGGCCAGAGCAUCCUGACACUCUGAUAAGCAUAAGUAACCUAGCAUCAACCUACCAGGACCAAGGACGAUUGAAGGAGGCCGAAGAACUCAGCAUGCAGGUGAUAGAGGCCCGUAAACGGGUGCUCGGACCAGAGCAUCCCAGCACUCUGAUGAGCAUAAGCAACCUAGCAUUGACCUACCAGGACCAAGGACGAUUAAAGGAGGCCGAAGAACUCAGCGUGCAGGUGAUAGAGGCCCGCAAACAGGUGCUUAGGCCAGAGCAUCCUGACACUCUGAUAAGCAUAAGCAACCUAGCAUCAACCUACCAGGACCAAGGACGAUUGAAGGAGGCCGAAGAACUCAGCAUGCAGGUGAUAGAGGCCCGCAAACGGGUGCUCGGACCAGAGCAUCCCGACACUCUAGUCAGCAUGAACAACUUGGCCCAUAACUGGAGGUCAUCUGGUCGACUUAAAGCUGCUUUACAGCUGAUGACAGAAUGUGUCCGACUCCGCAGCCUAAAAUUAGGCCCUGAUCACUGGCUGACUCUUGAAUCAACAUCUAUCCUAAAUGACUGGAGAAGGGAGAGAUAUGUAUAA
Penicillium pulvis is the source of this 2790-nucleotide messenger RNA. Its product is annotated as P-loop containing nucleoside triphosphate hydrolase protein. Gene Ontology annotation, molecular function: ADP binding; protein binding. The transcript is spliced from 3 exons. Gene Ontology annotation, cellular component: kinesin complex. The coding region runs from base 1 to 2790 and encodes 929 amino acids. NCBI's taxonomy places the organism in Eukaryota, Fungi, Ascomycota, Eurotiomycetes, Eurotiales, Aspergillaceae. The record is from RefSeq and is a predicted model, not a curated record.